Molecule: messenger RNA, 3857 nt
Organism: Haliotis rufescens (red abalone)
Lineage: Eukaryota; Metazoa; Mollusca; Gastropoda; Lepetellida; Haliotidae
Product: amidase-like
Exons: 12
Coding region: 130-1656 (508 amino acids)
Molecular function (GO): catalytic activity
Source: RefSeq, a predicted model, not a curated record
UAUCAAUAUCUAACAACAACAAGGGCGUUUGUGUACAGAACGACGUUAAGUAGUAGGAUAAGAACGCUGUUUGUCACUGUACGGACGGACUGGUUGCGAGAAGGAGAAAAUACAGAAUCAGCAGCGACCAUGGCAGAAUUAACGGUCUCCCCUCCCUCGUUGACUGAGCUAAGAGCCUUGUCUGAUCAAGAACAUUUGGAAUGUACAGAAGAGGAACUCGUCACUGUUCAAGAAUGUUUCAAUUACACGAUGAAUGCGUACGCGGCUAUAUGGAAGAUACCUGAGCCUCGUCUUGAAGUGAAAUAUCCACGAACCACCGGCCAGAUGCCAACAGGGGCAGACAAUCCAUACAAUGCUUGGUUUGUCAAGUGUGAAGUGCAAAGAGCGGAGUCGGGUGCUCUGAAGGACAAGAUAAUUGGUAUCUCCGAUAACAUCGCUCUGGCUGAGAUCGCCAUGAACCCUUCAGCUCUGUUGGGAGACUAUGUCCCUGAGUACGAUGCUACUGUGGUCACCAGAAUUCUCAGUGAAGGUGGCGAGAUAACAGGGAAGACUGCGAACAGUUCUACCAGUGGUAGUGGGGUUGUUGAAAACCCACACGAUACAACCCGUUUGGCCGGUACCGCUGAUUCAGGUGGCGCUGCACUGGUGUCUGGUGGCCAGCUUGACAUGGCUGUGGGGUUAGAUCACGGAGGGUCACUUCGUAUUGCCUCCAGCUGGACGGGGAUUGUCGGACUCAAACCUACCUAUGGGCUGGUCCCUUACACAGGGAUAAUAGCAGCCGAGGUGACGUUAGACCACGUGGGACCCAUGGCGAAAACAGUCGGUGAUUGUGCAGCUCUUCUCGAGGUUCUCUCUGGAACAGAUAACAACCUGGAUCCACGCCAACCAACAACACUGAAGUCCGUGAACUACUCUCGAGAGUUAGAGGAGUCUGUUGAUGAUCGCCGUAUCGGGCUACUGAAAGAAGGAUUUGACCUUGCGGAUGAGGAGGUGGCCAAAAUAGUCAUGAAAGCUGCCAUGAAACUGAAAACAGACGCCGCCGAGGUUGACAGUGUGUCAGUACCAGAACACGUACACGGUCGGGCUAUCUGGGGAAGCAUAUUUCUACAAGGAUCAAUCAAGACACUGACCCAAGGAAAAGGUAUAGGGGACGGCUUCAAGGGGUAUUACCCAGGCAGUCUCCAUGAUGCCUUGACUGCAACCCUUGGGAAAGAAUCCGGAAAACUCCCUUCCACGUCAAAGGCUGUGUACCUUACUGCGAAGUAUGUCAACCAGGAAACCAGCAACAGGUUUUACUGCAAGGCCCAGAAUCUAAGUCUGAAACUGAAGGCAGCGUACGACAGGGCCUUUGAGAAGUAUGACGUCCUCGUUAUGCCGACCGUGCCCUUCAUUGCACCUACAUACACCGACCUGCCCAAUAUGACAGCAGGUGACUACUUCAACGGCAUGGAGAUGGUGAGCAACACGUCUCCUUUCAACUGCACUGGUCACCCUGCUCUGACCAUCAACGCUGGGACCAUCGAUGGCCUACCUGUUGGCAUGAUGUUGGUUGGGCGCCAUUUUGAUGAAAAGCUGCUGUUACGAAUCGCAAAGAAGUUCGAGGGGGUCCGAGAUCCGAAGGAAGAAGAUAUGGAAACACCACCCAAUGAGGCUUAGACACUGGGGUCUUUGCAGUAGGAUACUUCAGGCAUUCGAUACACACAACAGAUAUGGAUUUCAGUUUUGAAAGUUGCCUGCCAAAAUUCAACAUAGCACGACGAUUGUGAUAACAAAAAUCAAAUUGACAUUGCGUUUUAGUCAUGCAUCUUGCCAUUUCUGAAUGUCUGUUUCAAUUUGGUGCACCUUUACAUUAAUUGUAUGUGUUUGUUAUUUAACAACGUUCAGUCCAAGAACUUUACUCGUAUUAUCCAAUCAAAGCAACAUCGCAUCUGUAGUAUCACAGUUGACUUAGACACAUACAUGAAAUUUAAAAAAAAAAUUUAAAUCUUAAAACACGACAGCCAAAUAACUUUCUGUUCGUAAAAGGGAACAUACAUUUAAGAAAACUCUUUAUGAUGUUGUUUUUUUUUAUAACGCCGCACUCAGCAAUAUUCCAGCUAUAUGACGGCGGUCUGUAAGUUAUCGAGUCUGGACCAGACAAUCCACUUAAUGAUGUAUGCACAUGUAUGUACACUUUGUUAUGAAAUAUUAACUGCAUGGUUGUAAAAUGAUUGACAUGUCAUAAUCUGCAUACUCUCCAUAGCUAUGCGACGGUAAGUUAAAACUCACUCACUCUACAUUUAUGACUUACUCACUUUAAGCUUUUACUCAACGCCACAAGUACAACCAUAGAUGAUGUUGCAUCUCUAUCUUCAAACGGUCAGCACAACGUGUCAAAAAUGAAAGUAAAUGUAUAAGGUUUAAUGCUUAGAAAACAAUACAAUGUAUGUGAUCAUGAAAUGCUAGACUUCCUCAUAACAUCUAUGACACUUGUUCACAGGCUAUUUAGGCAAGUAGUAAGCACCAGUUGUGUUUCCCUACUUUCUGAUCAGUUUGUUUAUGCAUACGAAUCGGAAACACAGUUCGGAUUGGCGAGAUCAAAAGUAGGGAAUUUAGCCAAGAGGUUUGGUUAAGCUACAGGUAUAUCGGUGAUCGGAUAUCGUUCAAUAAUGGUCAGCUAGCGACACCCCCUUCCACGGAUUAACCCACCUGGGCAAGAAUUAAAGGCUACCAUCAUACCAGUGAAUCCUCCCCAUCUGUUUCAUAUUUAGUUCCCAACGGAUUGAUACACUGAUACAGGGCGACAUGGACUUGUUGUACGACAAUCGGUAUCUGGCCCCUAGAGGUGCGCGGAGAAUUUGUAAAAAAAUUCUAUCUGCUCCCGUCGUUGAGCAAUUAAGAUGUACGUGAUUUGAAGCUUCUGUUUUUCACGGUAUCCCGUAAAAGGAGAUUAGCUGAAUGUAGUCGCACGUGUCAUUGCAUUUUGUCGCGUUGUCAUACCUCGUAUCAAUGACUGUAAAACAAUGCACGAGAAAGCUGAUACUCGGCCCUAUUUUAAUGUGUAAACAAAAAUAGUCCGUCGUGUCUGGUAACCAGGUUAGAUAAAAAACCAUGAGGGCGUGUUACCUCAAUUUAAUUUACAUAAAAAUGUUUUGAUAGCAAUGCAACCGGUAUGAUUCCCAAUCUAUAUCAAAUGGCAUAGUCACGUAUUGCAUAUUGCCGUGGUGCUGAAUCUAAUGAGUCACACAAUCCCAGAGACGAAAAUGCUUCAAAGGUUUCGGAUUAUCCAGCAGCUUCCUGCAAUGUGGUUUUUGACCACAUUGGUGGCACCGUCUUCCCAGACCAUGGUUCUGUCAUGGAUGGACAAUGUUCAUGUAGGGUCUUGCAAUAUUUGUUUGGGUUUUUAUGACAUUAUUUCUGGUAAGGGGGAAGCGCAAAAACAUUUUCCCAGAAAGUGCUUGGAAAAUAUACUUAUGUAUCAGUCUGUUGAAAAAAAAUUCCUUUUGCCUGGCACAAAAGACAUGCUGUUGGAAGGUGUGUUUAUUUUUACAACACUGUUAGGCUAAUUUCUGGUUUAAUGUGUUUUGUCCCCUUAAUAUGUUGUCUUAAUGAAGUUGGAGAUAUGUAUGUUUAAUCUAGUGUGACGUACACCUUUAAUUCUAACCACUUUUGUUUACAGGAAAGCUGAAGCAUGCCCGAGCAAAGCACAUCAAUUAUUGCAUAAAUACUAACCUUAUACCAGCCAAAGCACUGACCCGUCCUCGCCUUUAGUCAAAAUUAUACAGCUGUUCACACAUUGUGUCAGGGUUUUGUGUACAAAGAGGAAAAAUUACAUUUGUGGAUCUGUCCCAAGACAAUAAAAAUGCGCUGUCAGUUCA